CUGCUGAAUGCAGCUAUCGCCAUUCAUUUCGUGGAGCUUGUUUAUUUACCCGCCGCGGCUGUGUCGAGAAUAUAAAUGCGACCAGUAUUUUUUUGAGAAACAAAUCCCAAUAAGAAACGAGUGGAAAUAUAUCUAAAAUUGAGGUGAAUCUUUCACACACGGUGUCUAAAAUGUCAAUUGGCGUGCCCAUCAAAGUGCUGCACGAGGCCGAAGGCCAUAUCAUAACCUGCGAGACCAACACCGGCGAGGUCUAUCGCGGCAAACUAAUAGAGGCUGAAGACAACAUGAACUGUCAGAUGCAAAAUGUGACAGUUACUUAUCGAGAUGGCCGUGUUGCUCAGCUAGAAAAUGUAUAUAUAAGAGGCUCAAAAAUACGGUUCCUCAUAUUGCCGGACAUGUUGAAGAACGCACCCAUGUUCAAACGACCUGGUGGCAAGGGCUCUGGCACUGCUGGUAGAGGAAAGUCUGCCAUAUUGCGUGCCCAAGCUCGUGGCAGAGGAAGAGGACAACAGAAUCAAAGAGGCAAAGGCACUGGCUCGGCACCUUGGCUCAAUCAACAAGGUCAACCUGGUGGACCUCAGACUGGAAGAGGCAGGGGUUAAGCUUGAUGAUAAAAUGUAUAUAUUUUUCUAAUAUUAAAAUAAAAUUGUGAUAUUAUUUAAAUGUUCUCGCACCAUUAAUAGUGUAUAUUUGUAUGUGAGUAGAGUACAUUUAUACAUUUGUUUAUAUUUUCGCUUUAAGACACAUACAUGUGCAUUUUUGCAAAAACAGAUUUAAUUGUCAGAUUGAUUAGCUACUCGUUUAUGUGGUCGUUGCUUCGUCCACUAGAAAGUAAGCUUUAUUUACUUUACAACACAAUAUAAAGUUCGAAAUUUUGACGAGAUACCAUAAAUAUUAUCACUAUUAUCACUAUCAUGAUAUGCUUAAUGUAUAUGUUUACUAAACAGUUAUUGUGUAUUAUUAACAGGUCUCUUCUUUUUAGUUAUACCAUGUUACAUUUGCUAUACAAUAGAUUGUGAAACGGUUUAGGCACAAUAAAAUUAGGAACUUACCAAACUAUUUGGUCAGUUCCUAAUAAAUUGAAAGUUA
Molecule: messenger RNA, 1089 nt
Organism: Odontomachus brunneus
Lineage: Eukaryota; Metazoa; Arthropoda; Insecta; Hymenoptera; Formicidae
Product: small nuclear ribonucleoprotein Sm D3-like
Exons: 2
Coding region: 171-602 (143 amino acids)
Biological process (GO): RNA processing; spliceosomal snRNP assembly
Cellular component (GO): U2 snRNP; commitment complex; precatalytic spliceosome
Molecular function (GO): RNA binding
Source: RefSeq, a predicted model, not a curated record